AUGAUCGCAGCAGGAGUCAAUGUCCAAGAGACCGAUGAAAAGCUAUGGAACUUUUUCCAGGCUUUAGAAAAUACAUUGUAUCCAUGGAUCCACACGAGCUUUAAAUCUGCCUUGGACAUCGCGAAUGCCACCAAUGGGUCGGGUAUUGUGUUUUGUGUUGGAAACAACCAUUAUGCACACGCAGUCACCUCAAUUAGAGCCAUUAGAGAAGUUCUAAACUCUCAGAUUCCGAUUGAGAUAUUUUACAUUGAUGAAAAAGACCUCUCGCCCGCAAACCGGGUGUACUUUGAAACGGAAUUCACCAAUGUCAAAACUGUGGAUAUUUCCAAAAUACUUGAUCCCAAAUGGACCAAACUCGGUGGCUGGGCCAUUAAGCCAUUCUCGAUGUUAGCGUCUAGCUUCACUGAGGUCAUCCUGAUAGAUGCAGAUGUUUUCUUUUUCCGAAAACCAGAAGACCUUUUCAGUGACCCUGCAUACCUUAAAACGGGUACAUUGUUCUUUUAUGACCGCACCAUACUUCCCAACUGGACAAAAGGGCGAGACUGGUUACUCUCCUUUUUACCAAGUUAUAGCACCCAGAUCUCGCGAUCCAGAUGGUGGAAUCUCACAUCGUCCCAUGAACAGGAAUCUGGGGUAGUAGUCAUUAACAAAUCCAAAUCGCUUCUCGGACUUCUAUCCUCUUGUAAGAUGAAUGCGAAGAAGGAGCGCGACGAAGUCACAUACAAGCAUGUUCAUGGCGACAAAGAAACAUUUUGGGUUGGGUACGAAAUGACUCAAACUCCAUAUGCAUUUAUUAGAUCAUAUGGAGCAGUUUUAGGUGGACUUGCCCGAGAAGGUGAUGCUAAUCGAGUAUGUGGAAAUCAGCUUCAUCUUGGUACAGACGGGCGACCUUUUUGGUGGAAUGGAGGCUUGGCUCGUGACAAAAACAAGCACGCUGACGAAUACACUGAGUAUACUCACUUUGCCACUGGAAACCGCUGGGAAUUCUCAACCAACUGCAUCGAAGAGACCGAUCAUGUCAACCACACAACUCCGGAAGAACAACAUAUUGUUGAGAGAUUUAUACAGCUUGAUGUCAUUAGAAAGCAGCAAGAAUCAAUGGCCAAAAACGGCUCAGUAGUUGAUCCAAAGUAA
Molecule: messenger RNA, 1134 nt
Organism: Umbelopsis ramanniana AG
Lineage: Eukaryota; Fungi; Mucoromycota; Umbelopsidomycetes; Umbelopsidales; Umbelopsidaceae
Exons: 2
Coding region: 1-1134 (377 amino acids)
Biological process (GO): protein O-linked glycosylation
Cellular component (GO): Golgi apparatus
Molecular function (GO): alpha-1,3-mannosyltransferase activity
Source: RefSeq, a predicted model, not a curated record